Molecule: messenger RNA, 2394 nt
Organism: Dovyalis caffra
Lineage: Eukaryota; Viridiplantae; Streptophyta; Magnoliopsida; Malpighiales; Salicaceae
Source: the annotation of a GenBank genome assembly
AUGAAUGGCUCUAGUGGAUAUGAUCCAUCUGUAUAUCCUGGGGGUACUUGGAUACAAAUGACACCUUCGAAUGCCUUGAAUGUAUGCUAUUACGGCACUGUAAAUACUAAUUUGUCUGUUUGGAAAAUUUCAAACCCCUUGUUUGAAACUGUUCCAGUCUUUGCUGCGCAAUUAUGCAUUGCGAUGUUCAUGAUUCGCUUGUUCUUCUACAUCUUCAACUUCAUCCGUCAACCACGAUUUUUCGCAGAGAUAAUUACAGCUUGUCUUGUAGGUCCAGUAUUCACAAGAUCUGCAUUUUUCAUUGGAUACAUACAUAAAUGGAACAGCCAUGAGGUGUUGGAGACAAUGGCAAACUUAGGCCUUGUUUAUUACAUGUUUCUUGUGGGUUUAGAGAUUGAUCUAAACAUGGUUAGGAGAGUGGGGAAGAAAGCUUUAUGCAAUGCCGUGGCUGGAAUUCUGUUUUCUAUGACCAUGGGUGCCGGUCUGUAUUUCCUGUUUACACACGAUAUAUCCAUAUUUCCCUCUGCCAAUCCUCUUGGUGGGUUGUUUUGGGGUGUUGCUCUUACUGUCACAAGCUUCCCCGAUCUUGCUCAAGUUCUUUCAGACAUCAACCUCAUCAGCACGGAUCUUGGACAAAUAGCCUUGUCUUCAGCUUUUGUCAAUGAUUUAGCAUCAUGGACUAUUCUUAUUAUCACAAUGACAAUGCUUACUGGAUAUAAUAAGCUUUCCAUCCUCCCAACUGUUGGCUUCGUAAUGCUUUGCUGGUUUGUGGUGCGUCCGAUCCUUAGCAAAAUCAAAACUUCCUUAAACAAAAGCAGUGGCAGAGACUUUCAAGUGAAUAUUAUUCUUGCCGGAGUACUCAUUUGUGGAUUGAUCACAGAUGCUUGUGGCUCCCAUUCUGUGACUGGAGCUUUUGUUUUUGGAAUUGUUAUACAAAAUAUGGAGCUUGAGAGAAGGUUUAUAGAACAAGUCAAUGACUUUGUGAUAGGAAUUAUGCUUCCUGCCUUCUACCUGGUUGCUGGAGGCAAAAUUGACAUAGCAUUUAUGAUGUCCCAAACUAAUGUAGUCAUGUUGCUGGUGAUUAUUGUCUUGGCUUGCUCAGCCAAGGUUUUGAGCUCUUUCCUUGUCUGCAAGGCCUUUGGUAUCUCUGCUCGUGAUGGCAUUGCCCUUGGGGUUCUUAUGAAUACAAAAGGCCUUUUGGCUCUGAUUGUUAUUGGCGUCGGCCGAGAUGUACAGGCUUUGGACAAUGUGACAUAUCCUGCAAUUGUGAUUGUGUUUGUGGUGAUGACAGCAUUUGGGAAACCUUUUCCUUAUUGGGCUAGUAAGUCUUCAAAGCAUCUCAAGCAAUACAAGCACAGGACUAUCGAAACAAGCAAAGAGGAUUCUGAAUUUCGAGUCAUUAUGUGCGUUCAUGAAUCUCGCCAUCUAUCAGGAUUGAGCACUCUCUUAAAAUUGUCUAACUCUACUAAACUAUCUCCAAUCAGUACUAUUGUUCUUCAUUUAGUAGAACUGACAGGCCGUUCCUCAGCCAUGCUGAUUGUUCAUGAUACCUAUAAGUCCAGUUAUCUCAACCAACCCAUCUUUGAAAGAGUUCUGUCAGACCACAUCAGAUCUCACAGUUUCGGAAGCAAUACAGGGAGUAGAGAAAGCCAUCCGAUAUCCAUCCAACCAGUAACAAUUGUGUCUCCUUACGCGGCCAUGCACAGAGAGAUAUGCAGUGUUGCACAGGACGAACAUGUUACUAUUAUUCUAGUCCCAUUUCAUAAGGAAGGAGGUGGAAACGAGGAGCAAGAGAAUUCUUCUAUCAGAAUUGUCAACCAAAACCUUCUAGCAAAAGCUCCAUGUUCAGUCGGUAUAUUUGUUGACCGAGGGCUUCAUUUAAACAUUCGUGAUAAGGGGAUCGAUCUAGGGAAGCCACUAAUCAAUGUUGUCAUGCUUUUCACCGGUGGACCCGAUGAUCGCGAAGCCUUAGCUUACGCAUGGAGGAUGGCAGGCUCUUCCGAUGUUCUUUUAACUGUUUUACGCUUUCAAUCAGGAGAAGAGGCAAAAAGUAUAAUGGAAGAGGCAGAAGGGAGUGGGAAUGAUAAACAAAUUGAUGAGAAAUAUGUGAAUGAGUUCAGAUUCAAGUCAAUGUGCAAUGAUCGAGUAACUUAUUUAGAAAAGGUGGUGAAUAAUGGGGAUGAUAUUAUGAGAACCAUAAAGGAAAUGUUUGAUUAUUGUGAUCUGUAUAUGUUGGGCAGGGGUCAAGGAGUGGAAUCUCCUUUCACGUUAGGGCUAUCAGAGUGGAGUGAUUGUAAAGAUCUAGGAGUACUGGGAGAGGCAUUAUCUACAUCUGAGUUUGCACGAAAUGCAUCCAUUCUUGUAAUCCAACAACAUUAUGUUGCAGACAGCUGA